This is a messenger RNA of Drosophila sechellia, 571 nucleotides long. Its product is annotated as E3 ubiquitin-protein ligase rnf146. The record is from RefSeq and is a predicted model, not a curated record. The transcript has a single exon. NCBI's taxonomy places the organism in Eukaryota, Metazoa, Arthropoda, Insecta, Diptera, Drosophilidae. The coding region runs from base 88 to 396 and encodes 102 amino acids.
GUAUUCCACAACCUGUCAAACAAUAUAAGAGUGACACAAGUGCAGGCAGUACGCGAAUUCCGCACUUGGAAUUCCGAUUUAGUGAUCAUGACUUCUUACCCGUGCAUUUUCUGUUUAGAUGAGCAGAGGUAUCCGCACCACAUAUCCUGCGGUCAUUCCUUCUGCGCGGCGUGCUUCAAGGAGUAUUUGGAGCUGGGUCGGGAUUCACGCUGUCCCCUCUGCAGACGCGACUUCAGAGCGGACAUCCAGCCUCCUCCGUCCAAUAAUUCUGCAGAGGAACUCGAGUCCUUUUCCGGGACUGAAAUGGACACGCUUGUGCUGACCCUUUCAGAACAGGAGUGCUGGUUCUUUGAACAGCUCUACAGGGAUGUGGAACUGACGAGCAGGCGGGACUAGAUUUUAUCGUAACGAAGGCUUUGUGAUAUUUUUUGUCCUUAUAUAUUUCUAUAUAUAUUUAUAUCUCAUCGUCAAACAUUUUUGUCUGAUCUUCCUUGGAAAAUGUUUCGCAGAAGAAGGAUGAUUGCUGUAAUAUAUCACUGUUUUUCAGUAAAUGAUGUAAGGGCUAAAAAGC